Molecule: messenger RNA, 4341 nt
Organism: Fonticula alba
Lineage: Eukaryota; Rotosphaerida; Fonticulaceae
Exons: 7
Coding region: 39-4178 (1379 amino acids)
Biological process (GO): mismatch repair
Cellular component (GO): nucleus
Molecular function (GO): mismatched DNA binding; ATP-dependent DNA damage sensor activity; ATP binding
Source: RefSeq, a predicted model, not a curated record
UUUCCACCCAUCGACCUUCCUCUGUCGCAGGCUUGGGCAUGUCGCGCAUGCUUGCCCUCGCGGCGCGAGUCGCCGGGGCCCAGCGUGCUCGGCCCAUUUCACCGGCACUCCUGGCGCACCCCCGGCGGUGCUUCAGCGCGCGGGCUCAGCCCGCUCCCCCGGCGAAUGCCACCUCCCCGGCCGAUGCCGUCUCCCGGACCAAUAUCUCGCCGGCGUUCCUCCUGCGGCGCAGCUCCACCCGGCCAUACCCGACCACGAGUAUCUUCAACUGGCUGAAGCUCUGCUUCCAAUACAGUCCGUGGACCUACGAGGCGCUGCGAUCGGCGGCCCAGGCCAUGGUGACCGCCAUGCGACAGGCCCCGGCCGGGGGAAAGAAGGCCGCACAGGUGGCCUUCCGUCCGUACAACACCCUGGUGGAUGUGGACGAGCAGCUCCGGCCCUUGCUAACCAAGACGCCGCCCCUGUGGAACCAGGGGCUUUGGCGGUUGCUGCACCAGGGGGAAAUCGACUUGCCGCCGGACUCGCGGCCGGUCGAUUUCAACGACCGCGUCGUGUCGCUCUUUCAUCUGCUGUCCGAUCCGGACUUCUUCCGGGCCAGCACCACCUCCUUGAAUUUUUUCCACCAGUACACCCACCUCAAGCGGUCAUCCUUCGGGCACCUGCUGAUGAUCGAGAACGGUGACUUCCUGGAGUCCUUCCUGUCGGAUGCCAUUUUGAUCUCCAACGCCGGUGUGUCGAAGCUCACUCAGCGGUAUACCUCGCGCAUCCCGGCCACUGGGUCGCCUGUGACCACGCUGCCAGCGGUGUUGAAGCGCCUCUUCGCUCACAAGCAUACGGUAGCCAUUGCUCGACAGGGCCCGCUGACCACGCCUCCCGGGUCCAACUCGCUGGUGGUACCACGGUCCAUCUCACGAUACUACACCCCGGGCACCCUGCUGCAUCAUGACAUUGGCGAGAAUGAGACAUCCACUCUGAUGACGAUCUCGCGCAUUCCCCGUGGGCGAAAGCGCUUCAGUUACGGCGUGGUUCUCACCGACCUGUCGGCCGCCACGAUGCGCACCUUCACCUGCGAGGACACCGGAAAGCUGCAGGAGCUGAUGGACCAAUUCUGCCCAUCGGAGAUCCUCUUGCCGUUGGAACAGGCCGAGGUCUUCGAGCACAUGGGCCUGGAGCAGAAGUACUUUGUUUCGUACACAUCGCCGCCGAAUCUGCAAGAUCUGCUGCUCUCCUUCGGCGGGGUGCCGGCCGUUGAGGCCAAUGUCAACCAUUUGCUGGAGCAAUUCCACCGAUUGCCGCUUUCGCUCAUGGGUGAUGUCAACCUGCCGCCGAUGGCUGCGGUGUCGGUGGCCGCGACGUCCCCCAAUUCCCAGGGGGGCGCGCUGGCGGCGGCGGCUGCCACGGCCGAGAACGCCACGCUCGGCCUCUUGCGGGGGCAGCCUUCCGCCCAGUCGCCCGGGCUGACAACGCACCAGGUCCAGGCGCUGGAUCGGUUCGGUCCGUUGAUCGAGGACAUUGUGACCAAUUCCUUCGUCAACAUGGCCCUCAAGACGCACCUGGCUCCGCCGUCAUUCACCCUGCCGACAGCGGCGGCCUUCGAGCCGGGGGCCAUCGCCAGCACGGCGGCCAUGUUUGCCGGGGACAAGCUGUGGCUGGACCUGUCGGCCCUUUCCCAAGCCGAGGUGCUGGCUCUGGCUCAAUCCUUCAAGUACCUGCACCAUGUCUUCCAGUCGACCGACCUGCCGAUCUUGUCGCUGCUGCCCGGGUCGCGGGACCAAAAUCAGACCGCCAUGCGCAUCGACCCCUUCACCUCCCGGGCGCUGGAUCUGCACCUGUCAUCGUCGGCCCUGCUCAGCCAAGACGCCAAUGUCACCACGACCAAUCGCUUCCGGAACAUCCACUUCGGCUCGCUCUUCGGGUCGCUGGACACCACCGAGACUCGCUACGGUCGGUCCAAGCUCCUGGAGGUGACCAUGAGCCCGCUGACCGACACGCGGAUCAUCAACCAGCGCCAGUCCAUGGUGGAGUUCUUUGUGCAGAAUCAGGCAUAUCUUGGGCAAUUCCGCGACGCCCUGCGCGAGCUCCGCACCCUGGACCGGCAGUUGAAUGUCGUCAGCACCCAGAAGCCCAGCCUGGCCAUGUUCCAGGCUCUGAUGGCCUCCUUCGAUCGGAUCAGCGCCCUGCGAGAUCUGCUCACGCAGAUGAUUGCCCUGUCACCGGAGCCCAUCUCGGAAGACAUCUCCAGCAUCCUGGGGGGCAUCGUCAACGAUCUGGAUGAAAUCCCGCGCGAACUGGUGCAGACCCUGCGGCAGACAUUCAUCUCGCGCAAGGAUGACCCCACGUCCGACGAGCCGCCCUUCGUCGUGCACCCGCACGCGUCAACCCAAAUGGCACAGCUACACUUGGACUUGGUGUCGGUCGUCCGGCAGAUCAACCUCUACAUGACCUCACUCUGUCGGUCGACCGGGCUGGGCAUGGGGUUCUCCCUGGUUGAGCAGGAGCUGGCCGGCCUUUUCUUGGUCGUCUCGCCGGUGCUGGCCCAGCGCAUUGGGCUGGAUCUGGCGGCCCUGAACCGGGACUUGGCCGUGCAUCCGACCCUGGCGAUGGCGGCCGUGUCCGGCACCGUGCUGGCACCGACGCGGACGCACUUCGACGGGACGACGGUCAAUCCGGCGGUCUGGGCCACGCGGGUGGUCAUCCCCCCGGCCUGGACUCCGAUCCGGCUGCCGGCGGAGUUGCAGCUGGAUGCCAGUGGGUGCUUCACCACCCCGAGGCUGUUGGAGCUGCACCAGCAGCUGGUCGACACCCGGCGGAGUAUCCUGACCCUGGAGCAAGAUAUCCUGGACUGCCUGCAUCAGUCGGCCAUCCAGCAGGUUGGCAUUCUGCAGAAGAUCAUCUACACCGUCAGCUGGCUGGAUGUGCUGAGCAGCUGGGCCUUCAAUGCGGUGCAGCUGAAUUACAGCCGACCGAUUGUGGACAACUCGCUGGCCUUCGACAUCAUUGGUGGCCGGCACCCGGUGCUGGAGCUGUCGGUGGCCGGGCGCCUGCACGAGCAGCGAGGCUACUACCUGCGUGGCGGGCCCCCGACAGCGGCCGGCGGCGGUGGUGGGGGGACGUCCGCAGAGCCGGAUGCCCCGAUCAAAACCGUGGCGGCGGCGGCGGCGGCAGCGGCGGCGGCGGCGACGACGACAGCGGCGGCGACCGCCAACAAGGCCGGCCGACGGAGCCCCGGCCAGCGGUCCGCCUCGGAGGAGGGAGUUCCCGCGUCGACCAUUGUCACCGGGCCGACCGGCAUGCAGUUACACAACGACCACCAGUCGAUUUUGUCGCUUCUCGGCGCUCGCGGCGCGAGGGUGCCCUUCGGCCGGGAUAGGGACCAGGCGGCAUCCGGCUCCGGCUCGGCGGCCGGCAAGAGGGCCACACACAACUUCAUCAAGAACGACUGCAACCUUUCGGAGCGGCCGCUGCUGUACAUUACCGGGGCCAACAUGGGCGGCAAGUCCACCUACCUUCGGCAGAAUGCCCUGAUCGCCAUCAUGGCCCAGAUGGGGUCCUUUGUCCCGGCCACCCGGGCGCACAUCGGCGUGGUGGACCGGAUCUUCGCGCGCAUCGGCUCGGCCGACGACCCGCUGAACAACCAGUCCACCUUCAUGGUGGAGAUGUCCGAGGCCAGCAUGGCCUGCAAUGAGGCGUCCCCACGGUCGCUGGUCAUCAUGGACGAGCUGGGCCGCGGGACUUCCCCCGAGGAGGGGGCCGCCCUUGCCUUCUCCGUGCUGCGGUACCUGCACCAGCAAACCGGCUGCCGGAUGAUCUUUGCCAGCCACUUCCACUCGUUGACCCCCUGGCUGAAGCUGCUCGGGGGGGUGUCCUUCUCUCGGUUUGUGGCCCACAAAAACCCGGAGGACAGUUCGCGCCUGUACUUCCCAUACCGCCUGGAAGCCGGCGCGGCGGACACCUCCUACGCCACGUAUGUGGCCCAGCUGUCCGGUAUGCCGAAGGAGCUGAUCCGCGAUGCGGACGCCUUCUUCGCCUUGCAAUCUAAAGCCGACGAGCCCCCCUUGAUGUUGGAUCACGCACACCAGGCCGUGACUCCCGACGUCGAGCGAUUCCUGUCGAAGAUCCACACCUCGCGCUUCCCGCUUUCGCAGAAGUCCCCCCCGCGUUGUGACGUCAAAAAGUGAGCACCUCUCCCUGGCUCUUUCCCCGCCGGCCGGGCAUCCUCCCGGAUCUUCUUCGCCUCGCUCCCUCUGCCCUUGUUCCCUCCCUUUCUCUCUCCCCCCCCCUUCCCUUUCCUCCUCCCAUCCCUAUCUUCAAUAGACAUUAGACCACAGUGGUUCGAUCCCA